AUGGAACCACUCCGGCAGCAGCAGUGGACUUGGGACGACUACCGGACCUGGAACGACGACCAGCGUUGGGAGCUGAUCGCAAGCGAGCCGUAUUGCAUGUCGCCGAGCCCAACCAGUCGCCAUCAGGCGAUCGCGCUCGACCUCGGCGCAUGGAUGGCGCAACACUUCAAGGACAAGACCUGCCGGCCGCUCAUUUCGCCGAUGGACGUCAAGCUAUCGGACCACGACGUUGUGCAACCGGAUCUGCUGGUGGUAUGCAAUCCCUCACAGAUUCGCCCAACCCACAUCGAGGGGGCGCCAGCGCUGGUGGUCGAGAUCCUCUCGCCCUCUUCCACUCGCCACGACCGAGUACGCAAACUGGGUCUCUAUGCUCGCUCCGGCGUUUCGGAGUACUGGUUGAUCCAACCCUACCCGGCGCUGGUCGAGGUCCUGCAGCUCGACGGUGAGGGCUACCGUAUUGCCGGGGUCUACACCGAAGCCGACCGUCUCCAAAGCCCCAGCUUCCCCGAGCUGACUUUGGACUUGGCCGAGAUCUUCACCCUGCCGGUACUGCCGGAAGAGCUGAUCGACGAGGUUCGCGAGUCGGCGCCGCCGGCGUAUGCGUCGGGAACGGUCGAGGUCUAG
Messenger RNA from Nerophis lumbriciformis (worm pipefish), 624 nucleotides. NCBI's taxonomy places the organism in Eukaryota, Metazoa, Chordata, Actinopteri, Syngnathiformes, Syngnathidae. The record is from RefSeq and is a predicted model, not a curated record.